Daldinia loculata is the source of this 1687-nucleotide messenger RNA. RefSeq lists its product as uncharacterized. The transcript has a single exon. Bases 122 to 1543 code for a protein of 473 amino acids. The record is from RefSeq and is a predicted model, not a curated record. Lineage: Eukaryota; Fungi; Ascomycota; Sordariomycetes; Xylariales; Hypoxylaceae.
GUUCUCGUUAAGAUGCCUCAUAUUAUACCUGGCAGCAGCCUCUCAACUACCUGUGUCUCGGGUACUCGUGUUAUCGUCUUGAUCAUUUUCCUGGUAAAAGUCAAACAACCUUCCUAAAACCAUGGAUCCGGUCAGCCAGUCUUUAGGGAUUCUCGAUCUCCCUUGCGAACUACUCUUCAUGGUAUUCGAGGAGCUUAAAGCCUCUUGUUGGGAUCCCGACAAGAGGAAAAUGCGAAUCUACAAGAUCCAGGCUAUCAGGAAUGUGCGUCUCACCUGCCAAAGAUUCUGCAGCACCAGCUCCCAUCUACUCCUGGAUUCCGUCACCGUCGAAAUGAACUUACGUUCUGUUCAACGAUUCCAGGAUAUAUCGCAACAUCCUCUCAUAGCCCCCGGGGUGCGGUCAAUACGUAUCCUACUACACUACUAUAAUGGCUCUCUGGUUGAAGACCUGAGUGCUUAUGAAAUAUACAAUGCGGGCAAGAUACGAGGUAUCGUCCGUAACUUGGAAUGGGAAAUGAACCAUCAUUCUAGACAAUACACGGAUAUCUUCUUAAACCGAACGCGCGAAGGAUGCCGCCAAGCGAUGAAGAUAGCUGAAGCAUGGGAACAUCCAGGGCAAAGUGACGAUGAGGGACUGUUCAAGCGCAUGGCUCGGUCGGGCCACGACAUCUACCGAUCCCUUUACGAAGAACAAGAGCUUCUGCGAGAGCAACGACGUUUCACCAGGCAUGUGGCCGAGGGAAUGGCCAGAAUGUCUGGUGCCCGAGAACUAGAAUUCUGCGACCCUGGAUUCUCCUACAAACCAGCUUCCAACUAUGAUUUGAUGGAAUAUGGUAAAAUGAUGAAGAUGUUGGCCUCACCAUCACCAUGGGAUGACGGGGAGGAAUUCUACCCAGCAUCGCCACCUUGCGAGAUCGUUUUUGAUCUACCACUAACUCUCCGUGAAAUUGGGGUUCAGCUCACCAGCCUUCGGAUCGAUGUUUCAUUACAUAGGCCAGAGAUAGAUGUACCAAGUCAAGAGCACUCGGCCAAUUUAACGGCAGCAAUGCAGAGCUUGAGAAGGUUCAAAUAUGUGUACGGCGAGCUCUGCUAUGGACAACCAAUAUACCAUUAUACCUUUGCUGUGCUGGAUAAUUCAAGUAUCGAAGAGAUCCAUCUAAAUCGCUUCCCAAAUCCGUCGGAAUGUGUUUUCGAACAGAUGAUUCCACAAAGAGAUUACCCGAGCCUGAAGAAAAUGCGGCUGGAAUCUUGUCUCUUCCACCUGAGAUGUCUAAGCCGAUUUUUAAAUGGCUGUAAUCCGGCCGUCUUCAAGCACCUGGAUCUACAUGUUAUGGACCUUUUGGACGGCACCUGGGCUGAGACCCUGGGUAUCCUAAAGGGCUCUUGUUUGGACUAUUUCUCUAUUGGCUGUCACAUGGGUGGAGGGAGCCUGAUUCUUGGUGAUGAGUUAUGGCAAGUCAAAUGGGACGAUGAUUGCCCAAUCCAAUUCUGGAGGCAGCUUAACAUACAUCAUGUAGCGAGAGAAAUCUCCUCGCACGACUAGGCUGUCCAGGGAGUACCUUAAAGAAACUCGGACAUUGUAUCAUGAGGUGGACCCCGAAAAAGAGGCAUAUUACUUGAGGGUUAUAUUAUGGUAGCCUAACAUCAAGGUCAGUUAGAGUCUUUACUAUUGCACUUAGAACCUUCC